AUGAACAAUAGAUGUCUCGGUUAUGGUAGCCAAGUUGUUGUCCUCUAUACAGGAGUCUAUUACAUCAUAAUUCUUGCUUGGGCUUUCCUUUAUCUCUUUUCAUCCUUCAGUUCAGAGCUGCCAUGGGCGAGCUGCAACAACUACUGGAACACAGAGAACUGCAAAGAGUUGAGCAAAAGCAACAACACUGAAUAUACUCCAGAGAAAAGCACGUCUCCUGUUAUUGAGUUUUGGGAGAGAAGAAUUUUGGGCUUGUCUGAGGGAAUAGAACAGAUUGGUAAUGUUAGAUGGGACUUGGCACUCUGCCUCCUGCUGGCCUGGAUAAUCUGCUACUUCUGUGUGUGGAAGGGAGUGAAGUCCACAGGCAAGGUGGUCUACUUCACUGCUACUUUCCCCUAUUUAAUGUUGGUAGUGCUGCUGGUCCGUGGACUUACUCUUCCUGGAGCGAAAAAUGGCAUCACGUUCUACCUCUACCCUGAUCUAACACGUCUCACAGACCCACAGGCACUGAGCUGCUCUCUUUUGCCCUUUAUUUGCUGA
Messenger RNA from Sinocyclocheilus grahami, 540 nucleotides. Its product is annotated as sodium- and chloride-dependent GABA transporter 2-like. Gene Ontology annotation, biological process: nitrogen compound transport; sodium ion transmembrane transport; amino acid transport. The coding region runs from base 1 to 540 and encodes 179 amino acids. The record is from RefSeq and is a predicted model, not a curated record. Gene Ontology annotation, cellular component: cell projection; plasma membrane. Gene Ontology annotation, molecular function: gamma-aminobutyric acid:sodium:chloride symporter activity. The transcript is spliced from 6 exons. Lineage: Eukaryota; Metazoa; Chordata; Actinopteri; Cypriniformes; Cyprinidae.